AUUGGUUUUUAUUUUUCUUAUAUUCUUUCAAGAUCUGAACCGUUUAUUAUAAAAUGAGAGCUAAACUUAAGCUAAAACGAAUCGCUUUUUUGAUAUUUGUCUUUUUGUGCGGUUUGGCUUCAAAGUCGCUGCUGACAUUCCCUACUGCGGAAUCCCUAUUCAACGUAAAAGGUGACGCAGAGCCAGGCAGAGAUACCGCUGAAGCUGCAGAAAAUUUUCAAAACGAGUAAAAACAGAAAACUCGACAAAAGUUUUCAGAGUCGAACAAUUUUGUUGACAACAACGGAGCAAAUUUUUUUGCCGCUGCGUACGAUGAUGUGUUUGUGAAACAGUUUUGUCUACAUCAGUUCCAGCCAGUUCCCACAAAGCCUUCUGUUUGUAUCUACAACCCCAAAGAGGACAAAUACAUCUCGGCUAGAGUCGCAGGCGGCCAAAUCUGGGACACGACCGGUGUGGCAACUGUGCUGAGUCACCUGGUCGAUCUGCAGCGGGAUGGUAAGAGUCCAAUUCUGCUGGACCUCGGGGCAAAUAUUGGCACCUUCUCUAUUCCUGCAUUGAGCUAUGGCGUGCGGACUAUUUCGGUGGAGCCUCUGCCGUCCGCCAUGAAGCGUCUGGCGACGUCAGUGGUGCUGAACAAAUUCGACCCCUCUCUCUACUCGCUGCAUAGGAGCGCAAUUUCGCACAAGAAAGGAUGUGCGCAGAGCCAAGAGGAUGCCCUCAAUAAGGGGGGCUCCGAGGUAGUGGACGUUCCCUGCGAUGGGGCAUCUCGGGAUGAUACAAUUACUGAAUCGACAACCAUUGACAACCUCCUUCAAUCCUAUUCGUCUAUGCGGCAAAAUGUCGUGGUCAAAAUGGACAUCCAAGGCUAUGAGCCAUACGGGCUGCUGGGGGCUGAGAGUCUGUUCACAACCCACAAUGUCACCAUGCUCUACAUGGAGUGGGCUGAAAUGAAAAAGUCGCUUAAUGGAGAGCACAAGGUGUUAUCAACUCCGGAGUAUCAGCAACUGGCGGAACGGACGGUGGGAAAACUGGUACUUGAGAGGGGCUACUCUGUCUACUCUAUGGACACAGGAAAUAUCCUUAAGUGGGAAAAUAGAAAGCAGUGGGCCAACAAUGUUUUCCUGAUCCACGCCGAUGUCAAACAUAGAUUUUCGACUACGAAAAGUUUCCCACAGCCACUCAAUUCAAUAUAAUACCAGCGAUGUUCAUCCAAACUUGUAAUUUACUUAUAUAUAAACUUUCGGCAACGUUUGCUCUGGUUUAUUGUCAAUAUUUUUGUAAAUGUAGAGAAAUUUUUCAUGAUUUUGCGCCGUAGA
Molecule: messenger RNA, 1316 nt
Organism: Symsagittifera roscoffensis
Lineage: Eukaryota; Metazoa; Xenacoelomorpha; Acoela; Convolutidae
Exons: 5
Coding region: 603-1193 (196 amino acids)
Source: RefSeq, a predicted model, not a curated record